AUGUUCGACUACAUCCCCGCAGCCCGGAGGCAGAACCUCCAUCUGUACAAGUACAGCGGCACGGACAAGUCGCUCGUCUCAAAGUACGUCCUCGGCCCCUGGUGGAACUGGCUGGUCACCCUCUUCCCGCUCUCGGUGGCCCCCAACACCAUCACCCUCUCUGGACUGGCCCUUGUCGCCAUCAACUUUGGCACCCUCGCCUACAUCGACCCGGCGCUUCAGUGCGCGACCCAGCUCAAGCUAGACUCGACCGCCCACACCCUCGCCCUCCGCGAGGCCUACCCGCACGACGCGCUGCCCGUCCGCAACCUCUUCAGCAACUUUGCCAUCCCGCAGCCUGUGCAGAAGGUCGACUUCGCUCCCAGCUCCCACUCGGCCACCUGCCUGCCCCCCUGGAUCUUCUACACGUGGGCCAUCUGCCUGUUCGCCUACCAGAGCCUGGACAGCAUUGAUGGAAAGCAGGCCAGGAGGACUGGAAUGGCCGGCCCCCUCGGCGAACUUUUUGACCAUGGCUGCGAUGCGAUCAACACCACGCUCGAGUGUGUCCUCUGCGCGGCCGCCCUCAACCUCGGCAGGUCGUGGUGGGCCCCUGCAUCCCUCGUCGCAACGCUGGCCAACUUCUACCUGACCACCUGGGAGGAGUAUCACACGGGCACCCUCUACCUCUCGGCCUUUUCCGGUCCGGUCGAGGGCAUCCUCAUGAUCGUCUUCAUCUACGCGCUCACCGGCUUUGCCGGCGGUCCCCUCUUCUGGGACCGCGGCAUCCUCAACGUGACUGGUCUGGCCUCGAUCAAUGCGGUCCGGGAACGCUUUGCAUGGCUCAACCUGCCGCUCAAUGACGCGUUCCUGACCUUUGGAGCCAUCGGACUCGGCCUCAACGUGGUCGCCAGCUAUUCCAACGUAGUUGCAGCUCGGCGCGAGCGCAAGCAGUCGGUUAUUGCGCCUCUCAGCGGCCUCUUUCCUCUGGUGCUGCAGAUCGCCGCCAACCUGGUCUGGAUGGCGGCAAACCGCUCCUUCAUCCUGGCCGACACCCACGCCUUCCUGCCCUUUGUCGGUUUCUGGGGCAUCACUUUCGCCUACAACGUCGGCCUCCUGAUCGUGGCCCACGUCACCAAGGCGCCCUUCCCGUACUGGAACGUGGCCACCGCCUGGAGCAUUGUCGGUGCCCUCGACGCCAUCCUGCCGCACUCGAUCGUCCAGCGCGACCCGGAAUCGACGCGAAUGGUCGUCUACGUCUCGCUGGGCUUUGCCGCGGUGCUCUACCUGCACUUCUGCCACAACGUCAUCACCACCAUCACCACCGAGAUGGGCAUGGCCUGCUUCGUCGUCAAGACCAAGAAGGACGCCGACACGAUGCCCCUGACCAACACGUCGCCGCGCGUCGAAGACAGCACGGGUGCGGGCGGCAGCCGGCUGGGCAUCCCGGGAAGGAAGCGCGGCCACAGCGAUGCCAGGAAGCGUUUCUGA
Messenger RNA from Pseudozyma flocculosa PF-1, 1467 nucleotides. RefSeq lists its product as uncharacterized. Lineage: Eukaryota; Fungi; Basidiomycota; Ustilaginomycetes; Ustilaginales; Ustilaginaceae. Gene Ontology annotation, molecular function: phosphotransferase activity, for other substituted phosphate groups. Gene Ontology annotation, biological process: phospholipid biosynthetic process. Gene Ontology annotation, cellular component: membrane. The record is from RefSeq and is a predicted model, not a curated record. The coding region runs from base 1 to 1467 and encodes 488 amino acids. The transcript has a single exon.